This is a messenger RNA of Manacus vitellinus (golden-collared manakin), 1536 nucleotides long. RefSeq names its product ankyrin repeat and death domain containing 1B (gene ANKDD1B). The record is from RefSeq and is a predicted model, not a curated record. The coding region runs from base 55 to 1500 and encodes 481 amino acids. The transcript has 15 exons. Gene Ontology annotation, biological process: signal transduction. Gene Ontology annotation, molecular function: protein binding. Lineage: Eukaryota; Metazoa; Chordata; Aves; Passeriformes; Pipridae.
UUGCCAGAUGAGAGAGAAUUUCAAUAUGCUGCUAAAAUUAACAAUUUGGAAACCAUGGAAAAGCUGUUUAAAAAGAAUGUUAAUUUAAAUGCUGUAGAUACUCUGAAGCGCACUGCGUUCCAUUUUGCUGUUGCGGGAGGUCAUGUAUCAGUGGUGGAUUUUCUUCUUCAUCACAAGGCUAGGCUUGACAUAUCAGAUCAGCAUGGCCUGACAGUGAUUCAUCUUGCAGCUUGGACUGGAAAUCUGGAUAUAAUGCGAAAAUUAGUUAAAGCAGGUGCUGAUCAAAAGGCUAAGAAUGAGGAAGGAAUGAAUGUACUGCACUUUGCAGCUCAGAACAACAGCGUUAAAAUAGUUGAUUAUUUUCUCCAAGAACUUCAUCUGAAUGACUUGAACAAGCCUGAUGCGAAAGGUAAAAAGCCAUUUCUUCUGGCUUCUGAGAAAGGCCAUGUAGACAUGAUAAACAAUUUGAUUGCUCUGAAACUGUUCACAUCUGAAAAAGAUAAGGAGGGAAACACAGCAUUGCAUUUAGCAGCCAAAAAUGGUCACAGUGAAGUUGUAGAAAUUCUGCUUGAACAGUGGGAGGAAAUAAAUGACCUCAAUCAGAACGGAGAAACUCCAUUUUACUUGUCUGUUAAAGGAGGUCAUGAAAAAUGUGCUGAACUCUUACUGGAUGCAGGGAGUGACAUCAAUGUUUUAACUCAGAGGAUUAUGAUUCCGAAUGAUAGCAGUGCUUUGCAGGUUGCAAUUCAGAAUGGACAUCUAUCCUUGGUUACUUUUCUUAUUGAUAAGAAUAUUGACCUGGUUCCUAAACCCGAGCAGAAGAAUUCCCCUCUCCAUUUAGCAGUCAUCGGUAACAAUCUACCAGUAGUAAAAAGCCUUUUGGAUGCCAAUCAUGAUAUAAACUCCUUAAACAAUAGGCAGGAAACCCCUCUGCAUUUGGCAGCUGAUCUUGGUAAUGUGGAGUUGGUGGAAGUGCUGCUUAAGGCAGGAUGUGAUCUCAAGGCCAUGGAUAAGCAUGGAAAAACUGCACUAGCUGUGGCAUCAAGGAGCAAUCAUGCCCUCAUUGUAGAUAUGAUCAUUAAAGCAGAAAGGUAUUACACCAUGAAACAGACACAUCUAGCUCAUAGCGAUGAUGGCUCAGACUUCAGCUUUUCCUUCAAACAAGAUCACAGUAUACAGACCAAGCAAAUCCGUUCCUCCCUUUGGAAUCUAGCGUACAACCACUUAAAACCCCGUGAAUGGAAAAAACUGGCCAUAUUCUGGAAGUUCACAGAUGAACAAAUUAAAGCCAUUGAAGAACAGUGGACAGGGAAAAAAAGUUACAAGGAACAUGGAAACAGAAUGUUGCUCAUCUGGUUACAUGGGACGCUGCUGGCUCAUCAGAAUCCUGUCAAACAUCUAUAUGAAGAUCUCAUGACAGCAGGAUUUCAGCCUUUAGCUGAGAAGAUCAGAACUUCAAUUAGCACUGGCAUGGACUCCAGAAAAUGUGCAGUUUCAUGAGUUCAUCAAUAAAACAUGGCAUAUAUGGUGGAAUUA